GUAGUCUGUACCUGUUCUAGACAUGGAUUGCCUAGGUUGGUUCCUUCCUAGGCCUGUGGCGUCGCUAUUUCGAACUCGAGAGACAAAGGCGGUGCCGCCUCGUUGAUGUUAGUGGGGCCGCGUCGGUGCUGCCACUGGGCAGUUGCCCCGCACUAGAGUGUGCAGCCCAGUCGGGUGGCACUGAGUAGAGCCUGUGACUUUCGCCUCGGUUGGGCUGGUACUUGAGCUGCCGUUGGGAAGUGCGGCUCAACUUGCACGGCCUGCCUGGCUUGAACCGUCUCUCCAUCAAAUGUUCACCGAGGCGCCCAGUCUCCUCCGCACUACUAUAAACAUCUCGCUCGGACGCCUGCGCACAGCAGCCACCACUGCCCCCUCGCUGCCCCGACAGUUGGCCCGUUUCUCGAGCCUGCCGCCGCCCAACAUGGCGCCACCCAAGUCUGCCUACGACUUCCUCGACUUUGUCAACGCCUCGCCCACACCCUACCAUGCCGUCGCCACAUCGGCCUCGCUGCUCGAGACUGCCGGCUUCCAGCUGAUCAAGGAGCGUGACAGCUGGGGCUCGUCCCUCAAGCCGGGCGGCAAAUACUACCUGACCCGCAACGGCUCGUCCAUUGUGGCCUUUGCCGUCGGCGCCAAGUGGCGGCCCGGCAACCCCUUCGCCAUGGUCGGCGCCCACACGGACUCGCCCUGCCUGCGCCUUAAGCCCGUCAGCAAGAAGACCAACGUCGGGUUCCUGCAGGUCGGUGUCGAGUGCUACGGCGGCGGCAUCUGGCACUCGUGGUUCGACCGCGACCUCGGCGUCGCCGGCCGCGCCCUGGUCAAGGACGCCGACGGCAACUUUGCCCAGCGUCUCGUCAAGGUUGAUCGCCCCAUCCUCCGCAUCCCCACCCUGGCCAUCCAUCUGGACCGCUCCACCGAGUUCAGCCCCAACAAGGAGACCCAGCUCUUCCCCAUCGCCGGCCUGGUCGCCGCCGAGCUGAACAGGACCGGUGCCGGCACGGACGAGACAGCCCCUGCCCCCGACGCCGAUGCCGAGGGCGCCGACUACCAGCCCCUCAAGCAGAUGGCGGAGAGGCACCACCCCUACAUCAUCGAGAUUGUCGCCAAGCACGUGGGCGUGGCUCCCGCCGACGUGGUCGACUUUGAGCUGGUGCUGUUCGACACGCAAAAGGCGUGCCUGGGCGGUCUCAAUGACGAGUUCAUCUUCUCAGCCCGCCUCGACAACCUCAACAUGACCUUCUGCGCCGUCCGCGGCCUCAUCGACUCGGUCAGCGCGCCAACCAGCCUCGAGGCCGAGACGGCCAUCCGGCUGAUCUCGUGCUUCGACCACGAGGAGAUCGGGUCUACCUCGAGCCAGGGCGCAAACUCCAACCUGCUGCCCACGGUCAUCCGCCGCCUCUGCGCUGUGCCGCCGUCUCGCUUCGUCGCCGACGAUACGCCCAGCGAGGACAACUCGUACCACAACAUCGACGGCAGCGAGAGCGGCGAGGCCUCGACCGCUUUUGAGCAGUCGCUGGCCACCUCGUUCCUCAUCUCGGCCGACAUGGCGCACUCGGUCCACCCCAACUAUGCUGCAAAGUACGAAAGCAGCCACGCACCCGAGAUGAAUAAGGGCACCGUCAUCAAGGUCAACGCCAACCAGCGCUACGCCACAAACUCGCCUGGCAUCGUGCUGCUACAGGAGGCGGCAAAGGUUGCUGGAGUGCCCCUGCAACUUUUUGUUGUCCGCAACGACUCACCCUGUGGCAGCACCAUCGGCCCCAUGCUCUCAGCCAAGACGGGCAUCCGCACCCUCGACUUGGGGAACCCUCAGCUGAGCAUGCAUAGCAUACGUGAGACUGGAGGUACCUAUGACGUCGAGCAUUCGAUCCGCCUAUUUGAUGCCUUCCUGUCCAGCUAUUCCAAGCUUGAGGCCAAGAUUCUUGUCGACUAGAAGUCAGAAACCAGGUCAUUUUGCCCCUCUCGGUAGAUCUACCCGACUUUCUAGAGACGGCGGCGUAUUCUGUGCAGAUCGGCUUCUGGUUGGAUACAUCUGGUGGCUGGUGAUUGAUGUCCGGCUCAGAAUACAAAUGGAUAAUCUGAUUUCGAUCGCUAAACAUGCAAACGUGAUUUCGAUUUCUGAAGCCCAGGAAUUAGCCGUGUUCUUUACAUGAUGUUGAUAUAUGGUACAUAUAUAUAUAUAUAUAUAUUGCAUUACAAACUUCGGUUAACUGCUACAGGCUACUACAAGCAGGAACCAUUAAACACCG
Messenger RNA from Gaeumannomyces tritici R3-111a-1, 2249 nucleotides. RefSeq names its product aspartyl aminopeptidase. The record is from RefSeq and is a predicted model, not a curated record. Gene Ontology annotation, cellular component: fungal-type vacuole. The coding region runs from base 290 to 1933 and encodes 547 amino acids. Gene Ontology annotation, molecular function: metalloaminopeptidase activity; zinc ion binding. NCBI's taxonomy places the organism in Eukaryota, Fungi, Ascomycota, Sordariomycetes, Magnaporthales, Magnaporthaceae. The transcript is spliced from 2 exons. Gene Ontology annotation, biological process: proteolysis.